Diaporthe amygdali is the source of this 1620-nucleotide messenger RNA. RefSeq lists its product as uncharacterized. The record is from RefSeq and is a predicted model, not a curated record. The coding region runs from base 1 to 1620 and encodes 539 amino acids. Gene Ontology annotation, biological process: ribosomal small subunit biogenesis; ribosomal large subunit biogenesis. The transcript is spliced from 3 exons. NCBI's taxonomy places the organism in Eukaryota, Fungi, Ascomycota, Sordariomycetes, Diaporthales, Diaporthaceae. Gene Ontology annotation, molecular function: RNA binding; DNA binding. Gene Ontology annotation, cellular component: nucleolus.
AUGACGGACUCAUCGUUAAAGGAUCGCCUGCGCGACCAUUCGGAGGCUUUUGACAGCCUGCUGUCCCUGAUUCCAGCCAAGCUAUACUACGGAGAAGACACAAGUGAUCAGUGGCAGAGAAAGAAGCAGACCAAGGAGCAAGCAAGAGCUGCCAAGCGGAGCAAGCUGGAUCCUGACAGCGCGCUGAACCGGAACGCCAAGGAGGUUUUGGACGAGCGGAUCCGAAACAAGCGAAAGGCACAAGAGCUCGAGCCAAGCGAGGACGGAAGUGUCCAGGACGACGAUGACGCUGUAGACCUAGAACGGCGAGGUAUCAGCAAGGAGACGCCAGGAGAAGGUCUCAAAAAGCGGAAGUUGGUUGAUGAUGAAGCGAACGAGGAAGUCAAGGCGAGCGACGAAGCGAAGGCGGCGAAGCUAUCAACGCAUCAAGAAAAAAAGCUUCUCAAGAAGCAGAAAAAGACAGAAAAAAAUGCCGAGAAGAAGAAGUCAAAGACUGCGAAAGCCGUCAACAAGGACGACGCAGCUGAGGACGACGCAGCUGAGGACGACGCAGCUGAGGACGACGUCUCUGCACCAGGAAACGAAGAUGACUCGAUAGUGCCAGAUGGUGUCAGACAGUCGAGGGAAGCAGCAGAAGGGGAGGAGUCUCAAACCCGCAAGGACAUGAGGCCCAUCGAUGUAUCGGGCUUGACCGACGAGGACGCAAAUCAAACAUCGUCAUCCCAGGUCUCCACACCUGCGUCUCCUACCUUCGACACGACCGAACCCGGCGAGCCCUCCGCUGAGCCCGCAAGCACCACAACGUCAAUAGCCAGCGAGAACGCACCAGCCGACAAGUCCAGAAAAAUCAAAAUCCCGUCCGAUACCACCGAGCUCCGCGCCCGCCUGGCCGCCAAGAUUGCGGCCCUGCGCGCGGCUCGGAAGGCAGAUGGACCUGACGGUACGCCGAUCCGCACGCGGCAAGAACUCAUCGAGUCGCGACGCAAGAAGCUUGCCGAGCGCAAGGCGCACAAGAAGGAACUCCGGCAGCAGGCCAAGGAGGCCGAGGACAAGAAGCGCGAGGAGGCGCUGGCAAGCGCGCGAAACUCGCCGAUGCUCAGCUUUGGCUCGCCGGAGCACGACCUGAACUUCUCGUUCGGACGUGUCGCAUUUGCCGACGGGACACAAAUGUCGCACGACCUGAGCUACAUGAAGGACAAGAGCGGCAAGAAGAAGGGUCCGAUGGAUCCCAAGGGGGCACUCGCGAAACUCGAGGCUCAAAAGAAGCGUCUUGCAGCCCUGGACGACAGUAAGCGGAAAGACGUCCUAGAGAAGGAGACGUGGCUUGCUGCUAGGAAAAAGGCAGAGGGAGAAAAGGUCCACAAUGACGAGUCCCUGCUCAAGAAGGCCGUCAAGCGCAAGGACAAGGCCAAAAAGAAGAGCGAGAAGGAGUGGAACGAUCGUAUCCAGGGCGUGCAGCACGCCCAGAAACAACGCCAGCAGAAACGCGAAGAAAACAUUCGCAAGCGCAAGGAGACUAAGCAGGCGGGCAAGGGAGGCAAGAAGAAGAGCGGUGGCAAGUCACCGGCCAAGAAAAGCCGGCCCGGCUUUGAGGGUAGCGGGUUUGGCAGGAGAAAGUAG